Messenger RNA from Rhodotorula graminis WP1, 3719 nucleotides. RefSeq lists its product as uncharacterized. Lineage: Eukaryota; Fungi; Basidiomycota; Microbotryomycetes; Sporidiobolales; Sporidiobolaceae. Bases 1 to 3672 code for a protein of 1223 amino acids. Gene Ontology annotation, biological process: tRNA methylation. The record is from RefSeq and is a predicted model, not a curated record. Gene Ontology annotation, molecular function: protein binding. The transcript has 15 exons. Gene Ontology annotation, cellular component: cytoplasm.
AUGCCCGCCUCAGCCCGUGCUGCUCAAGUGCGAGCCACGACUACCUCGAGUGCUCCUGUCACUGCAAUCGCUCCACUUCCUGGUCGCAGCGCUGCCCUCGUUGGCUCGGCCCGCCUCCUCACCUUCGUCUUGCUCAACUCGCCCUCGCACACCCGCCCGACCCGUACUUGGUCCGUCUUCAACCGCGACCGCAUACACCGCAUCGUCCUCGCCGACUCGGGCCAGCCGUCAAGCGCCCAAGGCCUGCGCGCGCUCGUCGUCGGCGGCAAGGAGGCGGUGCUCGUCGACCUCGACCGCGACGGCGACCACCUCGAGGUCAUGCAACGGUUCCACCUCGACGACUUUGCCGGCGACGCCGCUUUUCUCGACAACGACUUCGUCCUCAUCUCAACCCUGCACAACACCAUCCACGUCUUCCGCCUUUUCCCCUCCUCCACGACCUCCUCCUCCUCACCUCCUCGAGCCAGCCUCGGUUUUUCGUCGACUCGCCCUCUCUACUCGCUCAACGCGCCACAGCGCCCGACACUCUGGUGCACCCGCUUCGACCGCCAGCACUACCACUCGGACCCGGCGCGAGGCGACGAGGGCGGCAUCCGGCUCGGCGCCGGCAGCCUGUGGGGCGACACGUUCCUGUGGGACGUUGGCUCGGCGAUGGCCCUGCGCGAGAAGGGCACAAGGUGCGUCGACCUGUUCCGCUCUCUCGGCCCGAGCGCUCGUCCGCGAGCGGCCUCGCUCAUCCUCGUCAACAACUUUGUCACACAGGGCGCCGUGUUCACUGUCGCCUUCUCGCCCUGCACCGGCUUCCUCGUCACGGGCUCGGACGACCGCACGCUCCGCGUCUGGAACCUCGCCCUCCUCCCUCCUCGAACGCCGUCACCGCCAUCGUCGUCGACACCGCCUGCACCCGCCAUAGAGCACCCGCACCUCGCGCUAUGGGGCCACUCGGCGCGUGUCUGGCGAGCCGUCUUCCUCGCCCCGACGACCUUCCCUCCUCGUCCUCGUCCGCCUCCAGCCCCGUACACCGCAGCCGGCAUCUCGGCCCGCUCCUCGCUCGAAGAGAUCGACAUUGCGAGCGUCGCCGAGGACGGUACCGCACGCGUGUGGCGUGUCUCGCUCGCCUCGCUCGACCCGUCCGCGGCGCGAGCCUCGUCCUCGGCGGCAGCGCCCGACAAGGGCUACGAGCUCGUCGCGACGUUCCGCGACGGGCACGAUGGACGGUCGCUGUGGGCGGUCGAGGGCGCAGAGGGCGUCGGGAGUGAGCGGGACGGUCGGCGGGUCGUCUUGACGGGCGGUGCGGACGGAGCGCUGCGGAGCUGGGUGGUGCCGCCGAGCGGGCCAGUCGAGUCGCCAGGCGGCGAGAUGGCGGGCAGCAGGAGCUUGACGAGGGCCCGCAAGGGGUCGAAGGUCAAGGCCUUCGUGGCGGCCGAGUCGGUGGGCGGCGACGAGGACGGCGGCGAUAUGGUGGUCGUGCUCCGGGACGACGGCUCCUUCGUCGCCGACUUUGCCCCCUCGACCUCGUCCGCCACGUCCUCGUCCCUCCCCUUCCACCUCCCACCCUUCCACACCUCGACAGCAUUCGGCGGCGUCUCGCCGACCUGCAUUUUCCGCCUCGUACCAUCACCCUGCGACACCACCUCGACUCGUGCCCGCCACUUCACCCUCCUCGCCUUCUCUAACCGCGGCGCGUUCCUGCGCGCUCGGCUGUCGAGCGUCCGGGCGCUCCUCGGCGAGGUUGUCGAGACGGCGUUCGACGUGCGACCCGCGCUUGUGUCGCCGAGGCUGGACGAGGACGACCAGGGGCGAGUGCGGGUCGCUGUGUGGGACCGUGCGGCGUGGAAGGUGGCGCUUCUCGAGGUCGACCUGUCGGACCCGCUCAAAACCGCACCCGCCAUCAUCGCCUCGAUCGUCCUGCCCGCCGACCCGGCUCGCGCGUCGACCGCCCUGCACCUCCUCUCGCCGACCCUCCUUCUCCUCGGCACCUCGGCGGGCUCGAUCGAGCUCUACUCGGCAUGCGCAGGCGGCAGCCUCGAGCGGCUGGGCGUGCUGAACGGGCUGCACGACGGCGGGAUCGUCGACCUGUGCGCGCGCCGUGGGGGGGACGGACCGGCUUGGGCGGUCACGAGCGUUGGGCGGGACGGAGCGCGGCGUGUCACGCGGCUCGAGGUCCGAGGCGAGGGAGAAGGGCUGUCGGUGGGGUUCGAGCGGUUGGACGAGAGGGUGCUUCACCGAGGAGCUCUCGAGCAGGUCAUCUCGUUGGGCGAUCAAGGCGAGCGGUACCUCGCUCACAACGACGGCCGCACCGUUCUUCUCGAUCAUCUCGGACAACUUAUCCAGUCGUUCGACAACCCGUCCAAGAAGGUCCCGUCGCAGCUCGUCCGCUCGAGCAGCGGGUCCAUGCGCUUCUACCGCGUCGUUCCGGGUCAAGUGCACGUCCAGUCGAUCCCGGCCGCCCCGACCUUCUCGGCACCUUUCCUUCUUCCAGGCCUACACGGUCGCGAGAUCAGGGCCAUCGAGGCCGUCCAGACGCAGAAGGGCCACGCUUUUGUCGCGACCGCCGCCGAGAACGGCGUACUCAGCGUUUCCCAACUGUGCAACUCGACAUGCCUGAUGACGCCCUUGUGGACCGCAAGGAACCUCCCGUCGGCGCUCAAAGAGCUCGCCUGGUCGCCUCGUCCUUCCUCUUCGUGCGGCGACCGCGAGUUGCACACCCUGUUCGUCUGCGGCGCACAAGAGCUUCUGCAGGCCUACAUCAUGUCGACAUCAUCAUCUUCAUCGUCAUCGGCUAGCCUUGAGGGCGAGCUCAACGUGCUCCCGGCGGGCCAGGUCAUCAGCAGCGAGGGCGGCGAGGUGCGCGCGAUGGACCUCGCUGUGGCGGCGCUCGGUGCGGCCGCAGAAGGACGUCACCUCGUCGUCGUCGGGUACUCGGACGGCUCGCUCAAGAUCUGGGGACAUGACGCCCGCUCGAGCAGCUUCAGCCUCGUCGCCCGCUCAGUCGAGGCGAGCAAGUGCAUCCUGUCGGUCGAGGUCGUCGAGGUCGAGCUGAGCGAGGUCGAGCGGCGAUGGGUCGUCGUGACGGGGGCGAGCGACGGACUGCUCGCCUUGAGGGACGUCACAAGCCUCGUCCUGUCCUCAUCUUUGCCUCAAGGCGCACAUCUUUCGCCACCCUCGUUCGCGUUCCGGCCGCACCAGUCGGGCGUCAACGCGCUCGCGCUCAGCUGUUCGAAGCAGCACCUCAUGAUCGCGACUGGCGGCGACGACAACGCCCUGUCGGUCGGCUCGCUCGAGCUGUCCUCGAGCGACGGCCCUAGCGGGCCGCUCUGCGCCCGCCUCGUCGAGCACGCGACGCUCUCAGGCGCCCAUGCCUCUUCGAUUCAAGGGCUCGACUUUCUCUCGCCGACGAUCCUCGCCUCCUCGUCGGCCGAGCAGCGCCUCAACCUCUACUCGCUGUCGCGCAAACCUUCCUCCUCGACCGCCACCACGACUGGACCCGCACUCGAGCUCGAGCUGUCCGACUCGACGCCGCUCAACGUGGCCGACUGUGGCGCUCAGGCGGUGCUGCGCCGUCCUGCAGGUGAAUGCUCGGACGAAAGCGAGGAAGCGCGGUGGCAGGUGCUCAUUGCCGGUAUCGGUGUCGAGGUCGUAGAGGUCGGCGAGGCGUGCGCGCUGGAAUAGAGACGAGCCGGACGGCCUUUCGAGUGGGCCGACCAGAUCUCGCAAAA